CUCUGCCUGAUAAACAGCUGCUUACCAUUUAGGGCACUUCACAAAGUUUACCCCCCCCCCGAAAAAAACUUCUCGAAUUGGGAUUUUUUUUUUCUUUGUGUGCGUGUACGUGUGUACAACUUUCUUGCUGUGGAUGUUCAGAUAUAGAAAGUCUGCACCGCUGGAAGCUCAAGUCUGGAUUCUAGGUUUGCGUAAUGCUGAGGCGUCCUCUGUUCAACAUCUGGAUUAACUAUUUGGAGUCAGAGCUAGCGGCCCAACACAAAACUCUGACUGUCUCGCCUAUCUUUAUGGAAAGACUGUCUGUUUCUCUGGAAUUUAACUCCUUUUGACAACCCGAGUAGUGCACAUAGAUUAUGUAUUCUUUAAAAUGGGUGCGAACAAUGGAAAACAGUAUGGAAGCGAGGGUAAAGGGAGCUCAAGCAUCUCUUCUGACAUAAGUUCGAGCACAGAUCACACACCAACUAAAGCUCCAAAGAAUGUGGCUACCACCGAAGGUUUAGACUCCGGCACAAGGACUCUGAGCACCCCCAGUCCUGGUCUGAUCCUGCCGUCCAAGUCCUCCUCCCUCUCCUCACCCGCCCUCUCCAGCAACGGCCAUGAGACCAACUCCUCGUCUUCCUCCUCGGCCCCCGCCGAGACAGUCGCCGUGGUCCACCCUCAGCCGGGCACUCACACUCGCUCCCGCCAGUCAAAAGCCCACCACCACGGCCCCAUCGAUCUCCUCCCUGACCACACCCUUCUGCAGAUCUUCUCCCACCUCCCCACCAAUCAGCUGUGCCGCUGCGCACGCGUAUGCCGCCGCUGGUACAACCUGGCAUGGGAUCCGCGGCUGUGGAGCACCAUCCGGCUGACGGGAGAGCUUCUCCAUGCUGACCGUGCCAUCAGGGUCCUGACCCACCGGCUGUGCCAGGACACCCCGAACGUGUGUCUGACCCUGGAGACGGUGGUGGUAAAUGGCUGCAAGAGGCUCACUGACCGGGGGCUGCAUGUGGUGGCUCAGUGCUGCCCGGAGCUACGUCGCCUGGAGGUUGCUGGCUGUUAUAACAUCUCUAAUGAGGCCGUGUUUGAGGUGGUGUCCCGCUGCCCCAACCUGGAACACCUGAACCUCUCAGGCUGCUCCAAGGUGACAUGUAUCAGCCUUACCCAAGAGGCCUCACUCCAGCUGUCCCCUCUGCACGGCCAGCAGAUUUCCAUUCACUUCCUGGACAUGACCGACUGCUUUUCCCUCGAGGAUGAGGGUUUGCGAACUAUCGCCUCCCACUGCCCCCGCCUGACACAUCUGUAUUUGCGCCGCUGCACCAGACUGACUGAUGAAGCCUUACGCCACCUGGCUCUCCACUGCCCCUCAAUAAGGGAGCUGAGCCUCAGUGACUGCCGCUUGGUAGGGGAUUUCGGCCUGCGUGAAGUCGCCCGGCUGGAGGGCUGCCUGCGCUACCUGAGUGUAGCCCACUGCACCCGCAUUACGGAUGUGGGCAUGCGCUACGUGGCUCGCUACUGCCCGAGACUGCGCUACUUGAACGCAAGGGGUUGUGAGGGGCUGACAGACCACGGCCUAGGUCACUUGGCCAGGAGCUGCCCCAAACUCAAGUCUCUGGAUGUGGGUAAAUGUCCUCUGGUGUCAGACAGCGGACUGGAGCAGCUGGCUAUGUACUGCCAAGGCCUGAGACGAGUGAGUCUCAGAGCCUGCGAGAGCGUAACGGGCAGAGGACUCAAAGCUCUGGCAGCUAACUGCUGCGAGCUGCAGCUUCUCAACGUGCAGGACUGCGAGGUGUCGCCAGAGGCUCUGCGGUUUGUCAGACGCCACUGCCGGCGCUGUGUCAUCGAGCACACAAACCCCGCUUUCUACUGAGGCGGGGAGUUAUUGGACUGGUCCUCUGACAAGUGGAUGUUCUAAUAUUCCUGCUAUGGUGUUGGCAGAGUUCAGCGGCUGAUGUGUCAGAACUGGUUGAAAACUGGUGUGCAAUACUGGCCAGAAUUUGUCUUUUUAAAUCCGCUUAGUGGCUGUUAAUGCUGUCCUUUGAAAAUACUUCAAUAGAAUGUAUUUAACAUAUUUAUCUGUAAAAAGGCAGAGAAGUACAGUAUUUCAAUAUAUUACUUUUUUUUUCCAACAUCACAAUUUGCAAUGUAACGAAAUGCUACAACACUGAGCACUGGGUACAGUUGUGUUACCAUUUAAAAGCAUUGUAAUAUAUUUUAUUUUAAAAUUCAUCAUCACUUUAAGGCCCUGAGUCAUAAUCAUACUCAUACAUUACCGCAUCUAUUUAUAAACAGCAAGUAUCUUCAGACUAAACCACUAAGAAUGUAGCUACAAAGCAGCAACAAAGCAGAUCUGGUGAUUUGAAAUAUACUCAGUUUCACUUUCUUUAUGUUGUGUGCAUAUGCACUUUAUGCAGUUGUACUGACAAUCACUUCAACUGAGCUCAAAGUGUCAUAUUUCAGAUUUUGUCCAUAAUAUUUCUGAUAGUUAAAGGUUACUAUUAGCCAGUGCCAAAUAGAGACUAACUGUUACGGGACCAUUGUUAGAAAAUAAACAAGAACACAUUGCUGCUAUAACUGUGCCAAUAAAAUUCUUCUGAA
Molecule: messenger RNA, 2577 nt
Organism: Toxotes jaculatrix (banded archerfish)
Lineage: Eukaryota; Metazoa; Chordata; Actinopteri; Toxotidae
Product: F-box/LRR-repeat protein 7
Exons: 4
Coding region: 368-1849 (493 amino acids)
Biological process (GO): SCF-dependent proteasomal ubiquitin-dependent protein catabolic process
Cellular component (GO): SCF ubiquitin ligase complex
Molecular function (GO): protein binding
Source: RefSeq, a predicted model, not a curated record